GAGAAUGUUCUAGAAGGAAUGUCAGGCUCAAAUGUUUUCCUGGUUUUCCAUUAUCAACACUGGUGUGAUAUUCCGAGGACAAAUUCUGCAAUAUUGCUUCAGAUUGGAAGAAUGAAAUACAUUGUGUUACUUUUCCUGCUUGUCAUUUGUGAUCACCUCCCCGGGUCUUCUUCUCAGGAUGAUCUGGGCAUUCCCGCUGAUAUUGUCUUCCUCAUCGAUGGUUCAGGCAGUAUUGGUCCUUCUGACUUUUCGAUCAUGAAACAAUUCAUUAUAAUAAUUAUGGAGAAACUAAGCAACACUGAUGCCCAGUUUUCAGUGGUGCAAUACUCCACGUCUGUGCAGCCAGAGUUUUCAUUCAUCGAUUACAGAAAAGCUCAGAAGAAAGAGACUCUGGUUGAUCGUAUUCCUCAGUUAAUGGGUGGAACAAGGACAUUUUCAGCAAUUAAAUUUGUGACGGAAAACAUGUUCGAGAAAGCAACUGGAGGAAGAGAGAAAACCAUGAGAAUUCUGAUAACUAUUACAGAUGGACUCUCGAACGACCGGGCAGAAGCUGAGGCAGCGAUAUUGGCUGCCAAGUACAAGCGGAUCUGGAUCUUUGCCAUUGGGGUUGGUGAUGCCUUUGGAAACAGAAAUGCACUGACAGAGCUCCACACCAUCGGCUCCCAUCCUUCUGACGACUACGUAUUUGCCGUCAACGACUUCAACGCUCUGCUCGGGAUUCAGAACCAACUCAAAGACAGGAUCUUCGCCAUUGAGGAGGGAUUUGCUGGGAAGUCAUUGGUGUUCGGGGAGGAAGAAACAGGCCAGGUGAAGCUCUUCUCCUUGCCUUUCUUCCGUUUGACCGCUUUAACUCUUUGCAUGAGUCUGGCCACCGAGCUGCAGAGGGCUUCCACUCUCUUCUCCUACUCGUUGUCAGAUGGCAACAGAGAGCUGGCGUUGCUGUGGGAUGCGGACGGAUAUUUCACCAUGUACAUCGCCGGCCACAACCAAACCUUUCACCUCCCCGGACCAGACGCCCUCAUGAGGCGGGUGUGCCUGACGUGGGAAUCCGCCACAGGGGCGUCGCGUUUCUGGAUGGACGGGAAGCGAAGCUUGGGUAAGACGUUCGGGCAGGGGGCCUCUGUCCAGCCAGGUGGCUUGUUUUUUCUUGGGAAGGAACAGGGCGCAGGGUUGGAAGAUUCUGAACACCCCCUGUCCUUCAUUGGCGAGAUCGCAGAUGUGAAUCUCUGGGAACACGUCCUGCUCCCGCAACAGAUGCGUAAGGUCAGUCAGGGCUGCUCUGGUCUGACAGGCAAUAUCCUGGAUUGGUCUACGGUGAUAUACGAGAAGGAAGGAGCUGUUAAAGUGGACAUAACUGACGACUGUCCAUAGAUUCCAGUCCACUUCCUCCUCCGCUCUGAGUCUCUCCACACCGCAGGACCCGGUUGCCUCAUCCCCUGACUCUAUCCAUCUCUCUCACACUUCAAUCCAUCCCCUGACACCCCCACAUCUCUAUCCAUCUGCCAUUCACAUCUCAAUCCAUCUCCCGAGUAUCUGUCCUGACGAUUUUCUUUGUUAUUCUGGUUAUCAAUAAAAUUGUAGUCUUCUUU
This is a messenger RNA of Callorhinchus milii (elephant shark), 1589 nucleotides long. RefSeq lists its product as uncharacterized. Lineage: Eukaryota; Metazoa; Chordata; Chondrichthyes; Chimaeriformes; Callorhinchidae. The coding region runs from base 19 to 1371 and encodes 450 amino acids. The transcript is spliced from 7 exons. The record is from RefSeq and is a predicted model, not a curated record.